CCAGCCCCUGAGGUUUCGGAACGGGACGCCUCAAGCGAGCGCCAGAAGCACAAACUUGAGUUUUCCUCCGCCUUUGGAGGACGUGUUAUCUUACCGAUCUGAAAGAGCUUGGGUCGCAGCUUCCCUUUGGCUUGGCGGGGAAACUCUUUGAGUGCUUCUUCCCUAAGAGAAAAAAACUGUUAAUGGCCCGAUUCAAUGACUGGGCUGAAACGCGAGACCGUGGUCUGGUCUCUAAGUGUCUUUGUGGGGGGAAAGGGAAAACUUUAUUUUUAAGUUCUUAGAAUUGGAAAAAGCCCAACCAGGAAAAAUAGGCUUCUCUGUCUCUGAGCCUAUCGCCCCGUCCCUAAAGUCAAAGGGGAGCCUUGAUUCCUUCUUCUCAUCCAACUCCAUCAACUGCCCCAGUGCCUUUAGGGACCUCAAAGGACUCCUUCCAGUCAGUUCCCAGUGAUGCACUCCCGAAAGAGUGCUGGCCCCAGAGGCCCCGGAUCCUAGACCUCAGAAGUCUUCUGGUUCAGUCCAUUUUCUCAUUUUACAGAUGAGGAAACUGAGACAAAGAAGUUAAAUCCAAGCGCUAGAGGCAAGGCUCAAAUCGAGCUCUUUCUGACCUCCCUCUAACUUCCCCAGAGUCACAGUUACAUUCAUGUGUUCGAUGUGUAAUAAGUCCCUUUCCUCUCUUUGGGCCUCAGUUUCCUUUUCUGUAAAAUGAGGGGAUUAGGUGGCUGGUGAGAUCCUUUCUAGCUCUAAAUCUAUAAUCUAAAGGAGGGGAACUACCCCUCUGGGACCCGGAGUCUCCUAGAAACUGAGGAGUUCUGCUGUGUCCUCUGCCUCCCUAGAGCCAACCCAAGCGCAUCCAUGCAGCCACCCACCGCUAGGAGGAAAUCACAGCGGCAGCCGUGGUGAAACAUAAAGUUUAUUCGACUCAAAGUGACGCAAAAAUUCUUAAAGAGCUCUUUGGCAGCCGAUUAUCUAGAAAUCAGACCAUGUGAGGGGGCCUGGAGUACAAAAAGCUCCCCCAGCGCAUGGGCUGCCCUCACGCUCAAAGUCAGGCACCGGAGUGACUUCGGGGCAGGGAGAUUUCGCCUUGGCCAGCUGUCGGGGGAGAAGGCUCUCGCAUCCACCCCGCGCCCAGGACCUGUCAUUGAGACUCCAUAAAGCUGUGAGGACAUCCAAGAACUGGAGGAGAGUUCUAAUUCCAGUUGCCUUCAAAUGGACAUGAGCACCAUCUGCUAAGCACCAAGAUGGAGACCACCCCACUGAAUUCUAAGAAAGGCCAGUCAGCCUGCAAGGAUGGAGAAGAUUGCCAGGGAAAUGGCAUUCUACAGAAAGGACUCUCUGCCACUGGGGACAAGACGGAGAUGGGACAGAUCUCGAAUGGGUACUCAGCUGUUCAGAGCCCAGGCACUGAAGAGGAUACCCGAAACUCCAUCCCGGCAGACCCUGCUCUAGGGACUGAAGAUCACCAAGGGGAACGAGAGACCUGGACCAAGAAGAUGGACUUCCUCCUCUCUGUCAUUGGCUAUGCUGUGGACCUCGGCAAUGUGUGGCGCUUCCCGUAUAUUUGCUACCAGAAUGGAGGAGGGGCUUUCCUUAUCCCCUAUACCAUCAUGGCCAUUUUUGGUGGGAUUCCUCUCUUCUACAUGGAGCUAGCUCUGGGCCAAUAUCAUCGAAAUGGCUGUAUUUCAAUAUGGAAGAAAAUUUGCCCCAUUUUCAAAGGAAUUGGCUUUGCCAUUUGCAUUAUUGCCUUCUACAUUGCCUCCUACUAUAACACCAUCAUGGCUUGGGCUCUCUACUACCUCAUCUCUUCCUUCACGGGUCACCUGCCCUGGACCAGCUGCAAGAACCCCUGGAACACAGACAAUUGUACCAACUACUUUUCAGAAGGCAACAUCACUUGGACCUCCAACUCCAUAUCACCUGCUGAAGAAUUUUAUACGCGCCAUGUCUUACAGAUCCAUCGCUCUGCAGGCCUAGAGGACUUGGGAGGCAUUAGCUGGCAACUGACCCUCUGCAUAAUGUUGAUCUUCACUGUUGUCUACUUUAGCAUCUGGAAAGGCGUCAAAACAUCGGGCAAGGUGGUGUGGGUGACGGCCACUUUCCCUUACAUUAUCUUAACCAUCCUGCUUAUAAGGGGGGCCACGCUCCCAGGAGCCUGGAGGGGUGUCCUUUUCUACCUGAAACCCAACUGGCAGAAGCUUCUUGAAACUGGGGUCUGGGUAGACGCCGCUGCUCAGAUUUUCUUCUCUCUGGGUCCUGGCUUUGGGGUCUUACCAGCCUUUGCUAGCUACAACAAGUUCAAUAACAACUGUUACCAAGAUGCCCUCGUGACUAGCAUCGUAAACUGCAUGACGAGCUUCAUGUCUGGAUUCGUGAUCUUCACUGUGCUCGGUUAUAUGGCUGAGAUGAGGAAUGAGGCUGUGUCAGAAGUGGCUAAAGAUACAGGACCCAGCCUUCUUUUCAUCACCUAUGCAGAGGCCAUCGCCAACAUGCCAGCAGCCACAUUCUUUGCUAUCAUUUUCUUCUUGAUGAUACUGACUCUGGGCUUAGACAGCACGUUUGCAGGACUGGAAGGUGUGAUCACGGCCGUGCUGGAUGAGUUCCCCCACAUCUGGGCCAAACGCCGGGAGUGGUUCGUGCUUGCCGUGAUCGUGGCCUGCUUCUUCGGCUCUCUGCCCACUUUGACUUUUGGAGGGGCCUAUGUUGUGAAGUUGCUGGAGGAAUAUGCCACAGGACCAGCAGUUCUCACGGUGGUCUUGUUAGAAGCAAUUGCUGUGUCUUGGUUCUAUGGCAUCAACCAGUUCUGCAGCAACGUGAAAGAAAUGCUUGGUUUCAGCCCGGGUUGGUAUUGGAGGAUCUGCUGGGUAGUGAUCAGCCCAAUAUUUCUGCUGUUCAUCAUCGGCAGUUUUCUGAGCAGCCCCCCAGAGUUGCGACUCUUCGAUUAUGAUUACCCUCGUUGGACCGUCCUCCUGGGCUACUGCAUCGGGACUUCUUCCUUCAUCUGCAUCCCUGCCUACAUUACUUAUCGGUUGAUCAUCACUCCAGGGACAUUUAAGGAGCGAAUUCUUAAAAGCAUCACUCCGGAAACGCCUACAGAGAUUCCCUUUGGGGACCUCCGCUUGCAUGCUGUGUAGCCAGUGAUGGACAAGAGGAAAAAGCUUCUCUCUCAAUCCCUGCCCUCUACUCAUCCCCCCCUUACCCUCCUCCCCUCCGAGUGAACCGAGUUUCCAGCUGAGCCCAGGAACGAGGACAUUCGUCAUAGAGACACCGGUGCCUGGCAUCUCGUCACCUCCAGCCUUCAUUUUCACCUCCUUCUAAGAAAUCAGCUGGGCCCUUAUGGGCCUCCACUCAGCGACUACAACUGAACCGGUUCCUUCUGGAUGGGGAGGACUCUGUCUGUCUGUCUGUCUGUCUGUCUGUGUGUCACCGUGGGAACGGGUGAAAGGGACAGCGUGAACCACUAGUGACUGGUAGCAUCCGUUAGGAUUACGUUUAGUCUCGAGUCUGUGCGUGUCUUCUCAAUGUGAUGAUUUGUGUCGGACCAUACUGUGUUUGCUUCUAAGGGUUUCCCUGUCAAGUGAGUGUACGAAGUGUGUAGGACAACACAGAAAUUGUUCGGAUAGCCAUAUAUUCUCCAAGGAGCGCAGAACCCGGAGCUGGAAGCUAAUGGAACUCUCUAACCAGGGCUGCGGGUCUCGCAGGGGGAGUUGGGGAAAGCCAACGUGAAGGGGCCACGUGUAUGCGUGUGGGUCGGUGGAUGUAGCGUGUCACUGCCAUUACAGUUAACGUGUCUCUGUCUCUCUUUUUCACGAUUAUGAUGCUUUCUGGCACUUUACAAAUACGUCAUCUUCGUUUUUCCUCUAGCCACAGAUUUUGACACAAACAUGCGUCCCAUCUGUAGCUUCUAUAAGAUACUCAGCCCUCUUUUCUUGGGCUUUGGAUGCCCAUCCUUGGUGGGUGCCCCACACCUUCGCCCACAGGCACACACACACAGACACACGCCUCUUCCUUUCCUUGGCGCUCCGCGUCAUCACCCUCCCUCUCUUUUUCCACAACCCCUUCAGGAUGACACUCCACAGACAAGUCUGGCUCCUUUUCUGUUUUGCUCUGCCUCCCAUUUAAGCUGUUUCUGAGGGUAGAUGCCAGAACCUUUCCUUCCACUCCUGUUGUUCUCAAAGUAAGUAAGUAGGAAUAGAAAGAGGAAUCCUAGGAGCAGGCUCCAUUGUUUUUCCUGUCCUGUGCUCCUUGGAGGGAAUGCUGGGAAACAAAGAAAUGGGAUACAUUUUUUGCAUGAGGUCUAGUUCUGGCCCAGGCGCUCAUCCCUAAACCAAGCCAGUCAAUUCUCUGUGUUCUCUCUCUCUCUCUCUCUCUCUCUCUCUCUCUCUCUCUCUCUCUCUCUCUCUCUCUCUCUCUCUGUCUCUCUACCUUAUAUUUUCCUUCCUCCUCUUUUUUUCCCCCUUCCCAGUUGCCUCAUCCUGAUUUUCCCUAACUGUCCUUCAUUUCCUACUGCUGAAAGGAAAGAAGGUGCCCGAGGCUUAAGCUGUCCAAAUGGCUUAUAAAAUCAUAAAACACAGAGGCAAAAUCCCCUUAUAAUCAGGUUCUCUUCAUUCUCUGGGGCUUGUUACCAUUAAGUAGGACAUCUUUCAACCUAUCUAUAAUUGCCAAAUCAUCUUUGAGAACAACAGGAAAUUCACCUGAUGAGUCCUAGGUAGUUAUUCUAACAGUAAAGAGACCUGUGAUAGAUUUCAGCUGCUUCUCUCAUAACCCAAUUUAGUGAAAUUUGUUUUAGCUCAAACUAAUGUGCAACACACCAAUUUUCUGCUAUCCUGCUGGCCUGCCUAUAGCAGGCAGAGUUAAGCAGUAAAUUAGUAAAGAGGUCAAUGUGUUUUAAAAUACAUUUUAAAAGUGUGAGAGACAAAAAGUCAUGCUCUCUCUUGAAAUGUCUUUGGAGUGUGGUCCAGAUACAGGCAUCACAAAGAUCCAGGUCUAUGUAUGAAGGGCCAUGGGCUUUCAGGACCUGUAUUUGUCAGGAAUGUGAUAUAAAAGAGGAGUGGUACAGUCUAGGACCAUGAUGGCGAACCUAUGACACACGGCCGCAUACAGAGAAGUAUGGGGCUGCAUGCCGAGAAGGACGUUUUUUUCUUGAAAUGACACACCACUCAAGUUAUGCUCGUUUUUUUGGGUGAAUAUUGACACACCAAGCUCAAAAGGUUGCCCAUCACUAGUCUAGGAGAAUCCAUAGACAAAAUUCUUGGUUAAGCCAACAUUUUCUCUGGAAAAGAGCAAAAGACCCCAAACAAAUCCUAGCUACAUCAGGUUUUAGUGAAGAAAGUGUUUCCCGGAGCCAUGAGAACUGCCAUUGCAAUUCCUUUUCCUCCCCAUUUCAGGCCUUUUUUAGAUGGCCCAGGGGAAAUGACUUCUAUUUUAGGGGGAAUUUUACAUUAGUAAGCAUAUUAUUAAUGUAAAACAAAGAAUCUUAUAGACAACCCAAAUCUAAUGUAGCAUUUGCGUAAAGCCAAAUUAAAAAAAAUAAUAACCCACUAGUAUCUGAACAAGAAAAGCAAAUUGUUAAGAUUCUCUGUUUACUGUGAAAUCUUGUAAUAAUCCCCAAACAGAAAUUAAACACUCAGGCUUCACCAUCUGUGAAAAUGGAAUCACCUUUGCCAAACUUAUGGUCAGUAAAAUACUUGUGCACAUGCAUAAACGGGGUUCUAGGAUUGUCUUUGCUCUGACAGGUGUGAGUCAUUCCUCCCUCUACUGAUUUUCUAAACCUGGUACCACUCAUUUCAAAACUUGACUAAGUGAAAGACAUUUUCCAGUUCAAAUACUUCUCCAAAAAAAUCUCUCCCACUGGCUUCAGACAUAAUGGCUUAAAAUGGCUUAAAGGUUGGUUCCUGCUUUUUUCUCCCAUUUGGCAAAGGACUGAAUUGGUGCAUGGCAUCUAUGACGGGAGCAGGAUGUGGUGGACACCCAUUCUGGUACAAUAAAAUCUGGAGCCACGCAGUGGACUUAAUGUACACAUAACGUGGUAACUAGGACUGCUCAACUGCUGCUGGCUGCUUUCGUAACUGUCCUUUUGAUCCACAAAUCAACAAGUGGUGUUGGGGGGGAAGCCUUUGUUUAAAAUUGUCUCCAUCUUGUCCCUGAGUUGUCCAGGAAGCCUUUUUCUCUUCUUCUCUGUAUUGAGGGUGCAGAAAGUGGGAGGAAGGAGAGGGAAAAAGGGAGGGAAGGGAGAGCAGCUGCUUUACAAAGCAAACAUGCUGAUUGCAUGUCCUAACUAGAGAAGUACCAGCAAAAUCACCCGAAGCAACAAGUUGUGUAUUCCUAAUCACGGAACCUGCAAAGUAUGUCUUCUGGGAGAAAAGUGCUUCAGAAUGAGUUUUACCUUCUGGAAAGGCAUAGUUCGGGUUCCUUGCAGUUGUUAGGAAAUAACAUUUAUAAACCCAAACAGGGCAUAAGAGCAAGAGUGUGCAGGGUGUACUCCUGCCGGGUGGAUGUGCUCUUCAAACUCCCCUGUAAACCUCCAGCCUUUCCUUGUGGUUUUCCCAUUUGCACCUAAGAUUCGAUGAUGUAUUUUAUUAAAAAUUCUUUUUGCGACAUUCACUCCUUUGGGAAGAAUCCUCCAGCUCCCCAAGUCUCAUACUUCUGCCAUUGCAGCUAUGGUAUGGGCUUUUUUCUUUAUUGCUAAUCUGUGUUUCCAGAGUUUUAAGAUAAUGAAACAAUCUGGCAUCUCGUAAAGUUCAGCCACACUCCAUUAGGAGCUGCUAAAAACUCGGUGACUUCAUAAGGAGUUCAUCUCUCCGUUCCUCUUGGGAUGGGGAGGUUUCCAAGGAAGGGUGGGCUGGCAAACUUUAGUUUUCCCCAAGUGACUGCACAGACCACUUCCACCAUUUGGUUCAGCAGAUACCUACUCUAAUGGAGAAGGGAAGCAUUAAAGAGGGUACUUUCCGCACUUGGGUUUUGUAAGGUUGGAGGCUGUUCAGUCAACAUCUGCCCGAGUCAGGCCACCCCACGAUUUUCAGACUUGGAAAAUUUUAUCCCCAAGUAAGACGAUCCUCCAACCCCGAAUACGUCUCCUGCCAAGUUGCUGUCCAUCCACUGUGCAAGUGUCGAAGUCAUCGAAAUAUCCGUUACCGGAUAGCCUACUUCCCUUUGGCCAACAGGAGGGAAGAAUCGGGCUGUUUAAAUCCAGAAGAUUCUAGGAGGGUCGAUGUGUGGAAAAGCCAGAGACGAGAAUAGACGACAACCCAAAGUCCCCGGGAUUCAGACCGUGAUGUGAAUUUAUUUUAGUCCUCUGUAAAUUGCCCGAUGCCGACAAGAUUGCCUCUGGGGAAGAGCAUCCCAAGGCGCCCCCUCUUCCUGCUAGUUCUCAAUUCUCUCUAAUACUGUCUAAGAACAGGACCUGCAUAUUUACAUACAUUAAGCCAUUCCCCACCUCCCACCCCCAAGUAAAGGGACAUUUCACAGCCCUAAAACAGGACCACAGGGCAGCGUAGCCCCCUGAGUCGACUUUCGAUCUCGGGAAAAUGGGAGAUUGACUUAAUCAUCGAGGCAUGUCGUCAUAGGCUGCUUUCUGUGAGAGCACGGAGAGAGCCUCUUGUGCCCGGCGCUCCUAACGCGGAACGUUUCAGGAUUUAGCAAAACUAAAGCCAGAUAUUGAUUUUUUUUUUUUACCCAAAUGCCAACACUAAAGAGCAAAUAGUACUAACAAACAAUUAUUCAAAAUACACAUCCCCAUGUCUUUGGCCAAGCUCUCAAUGGAACCGUAGACCAGUUUAAGAACAACCUAAUAUAUAUAUAUAAAUAUAAAUUCAUACACACCACAGAGAGCUAGGAGGGGCUGCACAUUUUCUUUACAAAAAGAUUCUCCAAACACAAGUUGCUCUAAAUUGUCAGUUGAUUCACCGAAAAUGUUUUGAACUAUAAAUAACUCUCCAGAAACUCUUCUAUUGUAUAAAGCAAGUAACCGGCGAGAUGCCUCAAACUUGGAAUAUUAUAUUUAAGCAAAUUAGAGCGAUUUCUCUCCCCCGCUCCCCUCCAUCUUUCACCUUCUUCUUCUACCCACCACUGACUAAGCCUGGGAAGUGUUCUUCAGGGCGUGCCACAUUGAAGAGGGGUCACAAAGGGACUUGCCGAGGUUUGGUUCUUUUGGAAGCGACGGGCUUAUUUUCAAGCUGUAGUAACUGAAUUAGCCUGGAGCUUUGGUUCUGCAAACCCCGAACAUUUUCUCCCACGCCAUGUAUAUGGUGCCCCUGUAUUAAUUUAUGCAGCCAUUUAGUUAUCAAUGUUCCAAGAUAGAUUGUAAGUCAACAGUAUGUGCCUUGUUCUGUUAACUGUUAUUGUAAUAAAUUUAAGAUCGUCAUAAAG
Messenger RNA from Monodelphis domestica (gray short-tailed opossum), 8361 nucleotides. RefSeq names its product solute carrier family 6 member 4 (gene SLC6A4). The record is from RefSeq and is a predicted model, not a curated record. Gene Ontology annotation, molecular function: serotonin binding; serotonin:sodium:chloride symporter activity. NCBI's taxonomy places the organism in Eukaryota, Metazoa, Chordata, Mammalia, Didelphimorphia, Didelphidae. Gene Ontology annotation, cellular component: synapse; plasma membrane; neuron projection. Gene Ontology annotation, biological process: amino acid transport; serotonin uptake; sodium ion transmembrane transport.